This is a messenger RNA of Aspergillus nomiae NRRL 13137, 441 nucleotides long. RefSeq lists its product as uncharacterized. The transcript has a single exon. The record is from RefSeq and is a predicted model, not a curated record. Lineage: Eukaryota; Fungi; Ascomycota; Eurotiomycetes; Eurotiales; Aspergillaceae. The coding region runs from base 1 to 441 and encodes 146 amino acids.
AUGUAUGAAGCAAUGGCUGCUCGCCAAUACCCGGCCCUACCCUCAGAAGUAGAGUACUUCUGGGGCCAGGUACGGCAGUCGUGGACGAUUUGCUGCAUACCAGACCCCGAUGAUCGUGAUCCCAUUCGGUACGCUAUUCUUGCCUCUACUGCAGAAGAACUUGCCGAUGCUUUCAACUGGCGGUUGGGUCUGGGACUGCGACGUGAUAGAGCCAAGAAUAUCUACCGCAACACGCUUGAUGAUGAACUUCCGCCAUGUGAAUCAGAAAUCGCUCCUGACUGGACUCAGAAUGGGCCUGCAAUUGAUUACCACUGGAUUAGAAAUUUACCAGACAACCUGCAAGACUCAUCGGGCAGACUAGUACUCGAAGAGGGUGGGCGGAAUUAUAACUUCGCAAAGAGGAAUAUUAUAACUAAUACUGGCUACUUUCGCACAGUCUAG